Microthlaspi erraticum is the source of this 354-nucleotide messenger RNA. NCBI's taxonomy places the organism in Eukaryota, Viridiplantae, Streptophyta, Magnoliopsida, Brassicales, Brassicaceae. The record is from the annotation of a GenBank genome assembly.
AUGUAUGCGGAAACGAGCAACCAUACUCUCUUUGAAUGCCCACAAGCACUGCAGGUUUGGGCUUUAUCUCCGAUUCCAACACCAGCUCAUAGGUUCCCUUCGGACGCGUUAUUUACAAAUAUGGUCUGUCUUUUCUGGAACUUACCGAAUAACGAUCAGAUGGAGAUGUUUCCCUGGUACAUUUGGAAAGCUAGGAACGAGAAAAUGUUUUCAAAUGAAGAUAGUGAUCCCCACGAACUUAUCAGAUCAGCAGAAGUCGAGGCUACUGCUUGCCGUUUAGCUCAUGUACGCCAGUACGCCAGGAAAGGGAUGAAUCUAGUAGCAUGGGGAUGGGGGAGCCACAUACACAAAUGA